AUGAGAACUCAAGAGUCUGAGGGAGGGGAGGUCCCCGCCUUGGUCCUACAGCUCGGCAUAACUUUGGACUUGCAGGUUCCGUGGAAUAUCAUGACUUGCAUCACGCUUAUAUUCGUCUGCUGGACUUGCAUCCAGCAUGCUAAGACUAACAUUCUUUUUAUUGAUUACUUCAUCGGCAUGGCAAUUGCUGGCAUUGCUAUGGAUGCCAUACACAUGACACUGCUGGUCCGACCCCUUCACACCUUCCGUCAUCAGAAGCAAACACGGUCGGCGCACGAACUCCCUUGGUCCAAAAGGUUCAUCUGGGCUGCGCAAUUGUGUGGUUCACCCAGAGGAGUGGGCUGGAAUCAUCAAGUGAAAAACCUGCUUGGGCACUCCGCAAAAUCAAGACAGGAAUUUGUCCUUUCGCGUCUAAUGAGUGCAGCUAGGCACUUCUUGUGGUUCGACUUUGCACAAUUCUACAUAAGGCACAAUCCAGCAUAUAAGUCCGCUGCGGCGUUCGCAUCUCAAAAUUUCACCCGUCGCAUUCUGGCCUGUGGUGGAUAUUUAGUGUUCUAUUAUUGCUUGGGUGUUAUCAUCCAUUCAUUGAUGGCGGCUCUUGCUAUCAAGUAUACUUACCGUCAAUCGGAUCAGUUCCUGGUUCCCUUUGGCCAGAAGAUGGCAUCACUUCUUGGCUUCAAACCCGGAACAAACGGAUCGUCCUACACUCAAUUGUACACUGCCUUUUUCGUCUCUGGCAUUACUCAUAUAGGAGGCGACGCAGUGCUCAACUCCUCUCGCCUUGGCAUUUCGAGCCCUUUCUUCCUAUAUCAGGCAUUCGCCAUCACGUUUGAGGAUAUGAUCAUAGCUGCUGCUCGGCGUGCGGGAGUGACAGAGACGAAGUGGACGCGUAAGAUGGGAUAUGUGUGGGUCAUUUGUUGGUUUAUUGUUACUGCGACACCAUGGGUCACUGCUGUGGGCAUUGCUGGGGUAGAAGGUGGUGGGGCAGUGCUCCCCUCCAAUUUUUUUCUACCUUCGUUAUGCGACGUUCUCAUCAGAUAUGUGGGCAUUUGGUUGAGUUCUUGUAAGCUUAGGCAUAUCCGCUCUCUUUUAGUGCGCGUCGCAUGA
Molecule: messenger RNA, 1107 nt
Organism: Suillus plorans
Lineage: Eukaryota; Fungi; Basidiomycota; Agaricomycetes; Boletales; Suillaceae
Exons: 4
Coding region: 1-1107 (368 amino acids)
Source: RefSeq, a predicted model, not a curated record